GCCGGCGGGGCGGGGCGGCCGGUGCCCCGGGGCGGGCGGGCGGCCGGACGGCUGCGGGAGCCCGAGCCGAAGCCGGAGCCGAGGCGGCCGUGGAGUACGGGCGCCGGCGCACUACAAUGAGGCAGCCAGUGGAUCCAGGAGCCUGAGCCCUUGUGAAGCCGGCAAUGACAAGUCUGAAUGGUCGCCAUGCCGAGAAAACCAUUGAUAUGCCAAAACCAUCCGCCCCCAGAGUGCACGUGCAGAGAUCCGUGUCCCGAGACACUAUCGCCAUUCACUUCUCGGCAUCCGGGGAGGAGGAGGAGGAAGAGGAGGAGGAGUUCAGGGAGUACCUCGGGGAGGGGCUGGACGACCAAAGCGUUGUGACGGGACUCGAAGCCAAGGAAGACCUCUACCUGGAACCCCGGGGUGGCCAUGACCCCAUCCUGGCAGAGGCACUGUCCGUGCCCUCUGCCGUUUUGCCCGUCUCCGUGCACACUGUCAAGCUGUUGGAGCCCCCUCCUCCUGCAGCACAGGUAUUAAGUACAGUGCCAUUGGCUCUGUCCCCGGGGUCGUCUUCGUCGGGGCCCUUCGCUAGCUCUCCCAGCGUGUCGUCCCUUUCUGAGCAGAAAACCAGUUCCUCCUCCCCGCUGUCCUCGCCUUCCAAGUCUCCUGUCCUCUCGGCCAGUGCCUCUUCCUCCACCCUCUCCAGCGCGAAACCCUUCAUGAGCCUGGUGAAGUCCCUGUCGACCGAGGUGGAGCCAAAAGAAUCCACGCACCCCCCGAGGCACAGGCACUUGAUGAAAACGCUGGUCAAGUCUCUGUCCACCGACACCUCCAGGCAGGAGUCCGACACCGUGUCCUACAAGCCGCCCGACUCCAAGCUGAAUCUACACCUGUUCAAGCAGUUCACGCAGCCCCGAAACACAGGUGGAGACUCCAAAACCGCCCCCUCUUCCCCUCUGACUUCGCCUUCGGAUACGCGCUCCUUUUUUAAAGUGCCCGAAAUGGAGGCGAAAAUCGAAGACACUAAACGACGCCUUUCAGAAGUCAUAUAUGAUCCUUUUCAGCUUUUUAGUAAAAUUAUAGGGGAAGAAAGUGGCAGCCAUAGGCCCAAAGCCUUAUCUUCAAGUGCUUCAGAACUCUCCAACCUGUCCAGCCUGAAUGGUCACUUGGAAAGCAAUAACAACUACAGCAUCAAGGAGGAGGAGUGUGACUCCGAGGGGGAGGGCUUGGGAAGCGACCCCGGCGUCCCCAGGGACCACCCCCCGCCCACCGAGGAGCCCUCCAGGGAGGCGGAGCCCAGGAGUUCCCAGGGGAGCAGUCUGAAGGAUUUAGGCCUGAAGACCAGUUCUCUGGUUCUUGAGAAAUGCUCUCUGUCUGCCUUAGUGAGCAAAGAAGACGAAGAGUUUUGUGAACUGUACACUGAGGACUUCGAUUUGGAAACAGAGGGGGAGAGUAAGGUUGAGAAGCUCCCAGAAGUCCCUCUCAAGCCAGAGGUGCUGGCGGCCGAGGGCCCCGCUCUCGACAGUGACCACGAGGUGGACUCGGCCAGGCAGCACCCGGAAUUACCGGUGAAGACGCUGGGCAUCUUCGUCUUGUGCGUCUAUGGGUACCUCAUUCUCCCCCUCCCCCACUAUGUGAGCGGACUCUUUUUGGGCAUUGGCCUUGGCUUCAUGACUGCAGUGUGCGUGAUUUGGUUUUUUACACCACCAAGUGCUCAUAAAUAUCACAGAUUGCAUAAAAAUCUCCAGCACUGGAACCCAAGGUCUCUGGAUAUCAAAGAACCUGAGAUGCUAAAGGGGUGGAUGAAUGAGAUUUACAACUAUGAUCCAGAAACUUACCAUGCCACGUUGACACAUUCGGUCUUUGUUCGACUUGAAGGUGGGACCUUAAGACUUUCAAAGCCCAAUAAAAAUAUAUCCAGGAGGGCAAGCUAUAAUGAAACAAAGCCAGAGGUCACCUACAUCAGCCAGAAAAUCUACGACCUCUCAGACAGCAAGGUUUAUCUUGUGCCUAAAAGUUUGGCUCGAAAACGAAUCUGGAAUAAAAAGUACCCCAUUUGUAUCGAGCUUGGUCGACAAGAUGACUUUAUGUCUAAGGCCCAGCCCGAUAAAGAGACUUCUGAAGAAAAGCCACCAGCCGAGAGAGAGCUGGGAGGCGAGGACCCUAAGAAGCCACCCCACCCUCAGGAGAGAACAAGAUCUGGCCAGCGAGAUCAGAUCCUCUAUCUCUUUGGGAGAACUGGCCGAGAAAAAGAGGAGUGGUUUCAGAGAUUUAUUCUGGCAUCUAAGCUGAAGUCAGACAUCAAGAAACCACCUGGCGUCUCUGGAAGCAAACCAGGAGUUUUGCCCUCACACAGCAGACACAGCAGCCCCUCGGGGCACCUGACCCACAGCCGCAGCAGCAGCAAAGGCAGCGUGGAUGAGAUCAUGUCCCAGCCGAAGCAGAAGGAGCUGGUGGGCAGCGUGCGGCAGAAGAUGCUUCUGGACUACAGUGUGUACAUGGCCAGGUGUGUCCCCCAAGAAAGCCAGCCCCAAAGGAGCCCCGUGGAGAGUGCGGAGAGCAGCCCCACAGCUGGGAAGAAGUUGCCAGAGGCUCCACCAUCUGAGGAGGAAGAACAGGAGGCCUGGGUGAAUGCCUUGCUUGGAAGAAUGUUUUGGGACUUUUUAGGAGAAAAGUACUGGUCUGAUCUGGUGUCUAAGAAAAUCCAAAUGAAGCUCAGCAAAAUAAAGCUCCCCUACUUUAUGAAUGAGCUGACCCUGACGGAACUCGACAUGGGGGUAGCUAUGCCAAAAAUCCUUCAGGCCUUCAAGCCUUACGUUGAUCACCAAGGACUCUGGAUCGAUUUGGAAAUGUCCUACAAUGGGUCCUUUCUGAUGACUCUUGAGACCAAAAUGAAUUUGACCAAACUAGGUAAAGAGCCUCUUGUUGAAGCCCUGAAGGUUGGAGAAAUUGGCAAAGAAGGUUGCAGGCCCAGGGCGUUCUGUCUGGCCGACAGCGACGAGGAGUCCUCCAGUGCUGGCUCCUCUGACGAAGACGACGCACCAGAGCCCAGCGGGGACAAGCCGCUUCUCCCAGGGGCGGAAGGGUAUGUGGGAGGUCAUCGAACAAGUAAAAUUAUGAGGCUUGUUGAUAAAAUUACCAAGUCAAAAUAUUUCCAAAAAGCAACGGAGACAGAGUUCAUUAAAAAGAAGAUGGAAGAGGUCUCCAACACGCCCCUGCUGCUGACGGUGGAAGUGCAGGAGUGCAGAGGAACCUUGGCCGUCAACAUCCCACCUCCCGCAACUGACCGGAUAUGGUAUGGUUUCCGGAAGCCACCAUAUAUAGAGCUGAAAGCUCGGCCAAAACUUGGAGAGAGAGAAGUGACUUUAGUCCAUGUGACAGACUGGAUAGAGAAGAAACUGGAGCAGGAGUUUCAGAAAGUUUUUGUCAUGCCAAACAUGGAUGAUGUUUAUAUCCCUAUCAUGCACUCAGCCAUGGAUCCUCGCUCCACUUCUAGCCUCCUCAAAGACCCACCUGUGGAGGCCGCCGAUCAGCUGUGACAGGUGCAGACCUGGUGUUCCCAGUAUUAUGAGAUCUAGGCUCGAGGUGUGGGGUUCUUGGCUGCCAUCCAGACUGUAGCACUGGCCUUUCCUUGUGCCAGAGCUUCUGCCCUCCACCCACCGGUGCCCACCCCACUGUGAGGGUCCAUGUUGUCUGCUGCCAAGGCUUUGACUCAGCAAAGGAAGCUGGAAGAAUCAUUGUGGUGGAUCCAGAGACUACAGGUGACGCACACCAUGGCUGUUCUGAGCCUUCCAGGUUUUGUGGCAGCAAAAGGCACUUUUAAGAGCGAAGCCGCACAACUGGAAGGCCUCCCCUUGCCUUCCAGAUGCCUCCAAAGCUUUUCCUCAGGCAGCCAGUGCAGUGGAGCGUCUCACUUGGUUUGUGUGAUACAGCCCUCACACUCUGAGAACGGCAGUGCGGUCACAUGCGUGGAGGUGGGGGAGCAGCAUUGUGUGCAGUUUCUUUGGUGAUAGAGAAGUAUGGCAACUUACUGUGUGUUUGGGAAGCAAGCAGCCAUGGCACAUACUCAGCACAGCUGUGGUGGGAACGGCAGGUUUAUGUGAACAUUAGGCAAAGCCAUGGAUCAAGCCAUCCCAUGCCUUUUACCAACAAGGUACAAUCACAUGGUUGCUAACUAAUUCCAAGUAUUUUCCUGAGACAGGAGCAUGUGAGAAUAUCAAACUUUACGACUGGAUUGGGGUGGGGCCAGAAAGCCAGAGCUCUGGGAAGCUUUAUGUAGGCAUCUUAAAUGCUUUGUUAACCUAAUUGGUUGGGGAUGUUUUCUGGUGGCCAAGACAGAGAGCUGCUCUCAUCUUGAGUCAAGACCAAAAUUUGCUCAACAUCAAAAACUAGAGAUCUCAACAUUAAUGUGACAUUCAUUUAUUUAACGUUGCCAACUUUUAUUUUGUGCAUUUGUGUCAGAACGUUUAGUUUACAAGUUUCAAGGCUCUCGCAAAUUGUAUAAUUUGCUUUGAGAAGUACAUUUAAAACAAUUUUUUGUUUAAAGCUGCAUUCAGCAUUAAACUUGGGUAACUUUUGACAACUUACAUCUGUGGACAGAGCUCAUUAGUGGUUUUUUAAACAGCACCUUGCCUGAACAUGACUUUAAAGAAAUUAAUAUAUUGAAAAGAUAUAUAUUUGAACCCUUAUUUGAUUACUUUAAUUGCACCAUUAAAACAUUUGACUUAAAUUAUUGGAUCAUUCCAGUUGGUGUACUGUUCUAAUUUCUCACUGUGUAGGCUACUGUCAGUCCGCAUGUCUUGUUCACUGAUCUUCUAUAAUUUUUUUGUGCAAUAAAGGCAAAGGACUAGAUGCACUACUGUGAGAGAUUACACACGACUGUACCCUGUUGCACUUAAUCAAAUAGUUAUGUGGAGAUUUAUAAUCGCUUGCAUUGUUUCACAAAAUAAAUAUUUCAUGUCAAAUACUAGAUAA
This is a messenger RNA of Sus scrofa (pig), 4956 nucleotides long. It is a transcript of the gene TEX2, whose product is annotated as testis expressed 2. Lineage: Eukaryota; Metazoa; Chordata; Mammalia; Artiodactyla; Suidae. Gene Ontology annotation, molecular function: lipid binding. Gene Ontology annotation, cellular component: endoplasmic reticulum. The record is from RefSeq and is a predicted model, not a curated record.